UUCAGUCUAGCUAGUACUGGCGAGCGCGGCCGAGGUUGUUUGUUUCACCUAUGUGUCAAAGCUUAACCUGCCAAAAGCGUUGAUCGCUCGAUUUUCUCGCCUCUAUUGAAGUUCCUUCAGAGGCAAAACAAAUCAUCUCGGCCCCGGGAAAUAAAGCUCGAGCAGUUCUUCGUCCUUGAUAGAGCAGUAUUGAUUCAAAUCAUCCAUAAUGACUGCUAAAUUGUUAUGGCAAGAUUACAUUGUUAUCGCAGCAACAAUGUUUAUAAGCAUUGGCAUUGGGAUUUACUACAGGUUUUCAGGAGGCAGACAAAAAACCACAUUGGAAUACUUUUCUGCCAAUAAAUCAAUGGGAGUUUUGCCUGUCGCCAUUGCACUUAUGGUUUCCUUCAUGUCAGCCAUCACUUUACUCGGAGUUUCAGCUGAAAAUUAUACCUACGGAACACAGUUUGUUGUUAUCAACAUUGCAUAUUUAAUAGGAACACCUAUCAUUUGCUAUGGAUUUUUACCAGUAUUUUAUAACCUGGGAGCAGUCAGCGCAUAUGAGUACCUAGAAAAGAGAUUUGGAUAUUCUGCUAGAGUAGCAGCUAGUUUUGCCUCAUGGGUACAAUUAUUAUUGUACUCAGGUGUUGUGCUGUAUGCUCCAUCGUUGGCGCUGGAAGCCACAACAGGGCUGGAUAGAAAAUAUAGUAUAAUAAUAAUUGGUCUUGUUUGUGCAUUUUAUUCCACUAUUGGAGGAAUUAAAGCUGUUUUGAUAACAGAUGUUUUUCAAGGAGUAUUGAUGUUUGCAUCUCUCUUUAUUGUGAUAAUUAGUGCUGCCAUUAGAGUUGGUGGAUUAGGUGAAAUUUGGAAAAUUGCACAAGAAGGAGGGCGUCUUGAAUUUAACAACAUAUCAUUUGAUCCUACAGUUCGUCAUACUUGGUGGGGUUUGAUUAUUGGAGGACUAUUCACAUUUUUAUCACUUUUUGGAGUAAAUCAAGUACAAGUUCAACGAAUGAUGACCUUGAAGACAAUGAAGUCCUCAAGAACAGCUUUGUGGUUGAAUUGGCCGAUUUUAACCUGCCUUUCUAUUGUAACAUGUUUUUCUGGACUUGCCAUUUAUAGCCAUUAUUAUAAAUGUGAUCCUAGAGAAGAUGGUAGAAUAAAAUCUCCUGAUAUGUUGAUGCCUUUAUAUAUAAUGGAUACUCUGUCAAAGUUCCCUGGAAUUCCCGGAUUAUUUGUUGCCGGUAUUUUUAGUGCAGGUUUGAGCACUAUAUCAGCUGGUUUGAAUUCUUUAGCAGUUGUAACUUUAGAAGACUAUAUCAAACCAAUUUACACAAAAGUAACUGGAAAUGAGUUCUCAGAGCCAAAAUCGUUAGUAUUUAGUAAGCUGUUAGUGCUUACUUUUGGAAUUGCUUGCAUUGCCCUUGCUUUUGCUGCAGAACUGUUAGGUACAGGUGUGUUGCAGGCUAGCUUGACAAUAUUUGGUGUUGUUGGUGGACCCUUAUUAGGAAUUUUCACACUUGGAAUGGCAGUAGAAUCUGCUAAUGAAGUUGGAGCAGUUACUGGUCUUUUGACGGCUAUGACAUUUUGUUUAUGGAUUUCAUUUGGGCAACCAAGACCACCUAUCCCAACUUUGCCGGUUUCAACAGAAAAUUGCGCUUUGAAACGUGAAAUAGCUACGAUUUUACAGGCUUCACUACCGAUGUCAGAGAAACUUGUUGCUGCACCACCACCUGAAAGCUUCUUUUACCUUUACCGAAUUUCAUAUAUUUGGUAUAGCGUAAUAGGAUUUGCUAUUACUAUAAUAGUGGGCAUUUUAGUAAGUUACAUUAUUCGAGCGACUCAUGGAAACUUCAACGACGAAUUGGAUCCUGAGUUAUUUUUCCCAGUAAUUGCCAAGCGCAUUCGUAAACGAAGACAAGCUAGAAAUGCACUUAAUGGUAAUCUAGAACCAAAUAAUUUAUAUGUUUUCGAUGGUAAAUAUCAAGAAUCGGUGAGAGAUAAAAACGCAAAGAUCUAUUUAUAGUUAUGUUUUUUUAAGCACCUAAAUUAUUAUGGUGGAUUUUUCGAUAUUUUAUGCAACCGCAUAAAGAUGUGAUAUUAUUUUUCAUGCGAUAUUUUCUUUCUGAAAACUUUUUAGACUAAUGUAUAUAAUGAUUCAGAAUAUUUCAUGGAAUGGUGUAUAAAUUAGACUUUUUUAUUAACUUCAACGGUAUAAUAUUUUUAUUUUAACUACGAAAUUAUUAUUUUAAAACUUAUACAAAAGGUUUCAAAUACCCUUAAAAUAAAACUACUGAAGUUCAUUUACAAUUUAUACAUUCCAUGAAAAUAGAUGUUGGCCAAUUGUUUCAAGCAAGCAAUUUAUAUAGUGCUUACGAUGAUAACGCAUGUUCUGGUCGAUAUUUUUUAAUUUAUUGAUAAGAACUGUAAAUUAUAAAAAACGUGUAUUGUUGAAUUUGGUGAAGCGAUGACGUACAUGUGCCCAAUACCUACGACAAUAAUAUUACAAUAAUAAUUGAUGUUACCUGUGGACUUGAAACAAUCGAAUAUAUCAUAUCAGUAAUCACUAUAAUUAAGAUCUCUACGACAUUUAUUUGAAAAAUAAGUUAGUGCGAGUAUUGAAUGUAAUUCUAUAUAGGUACUACCAUGUUAAUUUUGAAAGAGUCAUGGUGCUCAAUGUUACUUACGUAUAUUUUUUACAAAUAAUACCAUCAUGUAUUGAAAUUUAAUUAAAAUCGUGCUAAAGGGCAUGAUCGAAAUAAGAUUCUGUGAGGUAUUUUAUUAAUUUAAAAUACACUGUUUUUUAUUGAAA
Molecule: messenger RNA, 2791 nt
Organism: Trichogramma pretiosum
Lineage: Eukaryota; Metazoa; Arthropoda; Insecta; Hymenoptera; Trichogrammatidae
Product: putative sodium-dependent multivitamin transporter
Exons: 8
Coding region: 209-2005 (598 amino acids)
Biological process (GO): transmembrane transport; sodium ion transport
Cellular component (GO): membrane
Molecular function (GO): symporter activity
Source: RefSeq, a predicted model, not a curated record